Messenger RNA from Acipenser ruthenus (sterlet), 5070 nucleotides. RefSeq names its product sushi domain-containing protein 6-like. The transcript has 4 exons. Bases 3428 to 4225 code for a protein of 265 amino acids. Lineage: Eukaryota; Metazoa; Chordata; Actinopteri; Acipenseriformes; Acipenseridae. The record is from RefSeq and is a predicted model, not a curated record.
AUUGAUUAAUUGAUUGCUUGAUUGAUUGAUUGGUUGGUUGGUUGAUAUGUGAACGUUUUGGGGUUUUCUUGUUUUCCCUGAAAUAUUGAAAUUUACUCCUGGUUUUAGAAAGAAUGCUGAGCUAUGUUUUGUUUUGUUUUUGUUUUGUUUUUUGCAGAUUUUAAAUAGUUUUUACAAAUACAGUGUUUUUAAAGUAAACUUUGGUUCCGAUGUGAUUUGUAUAUGCCUCGUUGAAAAAUGUCUGUUUGUCUUUCUGCGAGUGUCGUGUUUGCACAGUAAAGCGUGUCUAAUCCGGCAUUGCUUGGGACCGGAAUAUUGUGGCGGAUUUUGCAGUACGGUAUGACUAUACUGUAUGUGAACACAGCAAAAGUACAGUCUAGAUAUAACCUCAUUCAAGGGUUGUAUUCAUUUGUAUUUUACUUUCUCCACUAUGUAAGCAAGGGUUUUACUGUAUUAUUAUUGAUGGUAAACUAAGAAAGCAAAAGUCACAUAACUUGGUGCUGGACUUCAGUCAAAUGUCCAUUGACUUUAGGCAGACAAGACUUGCACGCACGCACGCACACACAUAACCAACACAUACGAUCUCGUGAAACCAGUUUAAUUCCAAAUGGCAUGCUGACAAGAGGUUAUCGUGCAUUUGCGCCUGCAUAUAGACUAGAAGAGAUUUUAAUUUUAAUUUUUUUGUAUCCAUCCCCGUGUGUCGCUAAUACAUGAAAGUGUUAAUUCCGAAGCUCGCACGCAUGUGCUGGUCAAGUUUACUGGAAGCCCGUGGCAGCGACUCACACCCGGUUUAUUUUUAUAUUCUAGUCUCGCAGGCCAGGUUUUCGUGGUUUGAGAAAAGGAAGCUGCUUGUGGGCGGGUAGAAGUUUUCUUUUUUAUUUUAAUGUUUAUUAGCUUCGAUCAUAGAUCUCGGUUUAUUAACUAGCUGAAAAAGCGGUUUCCUGUUUUGCCUCGAUUUUGAAAAACCACCACCAGCAAAAAAAAAAAGUCUCAAAGCCUGACCUAAUUUCAGCACCGUCUGGUCCAAGUUGAUCUCUUCACUUUCUGCUGGUUCCAAUGACCCCGAUUCGCACUAAUCUUGUACUAUAUACAUGCAACCUUUGAGCUAAUCAGGAUCCGUGAAACCAGAAAUUAAUGAUGCAAAAAAAAAAAAAAACACUGUCGCUUGCCGAAUUUGUCAAACCUCCUUGCAAGCUCGUCUUUGUUACGCACGCUUGAAGUGGUGCUUCGAUCUUUUGCAGAACUUCGGAUACAAACCCGACCACAUCCUUUAUCAGUGCGAUACCAGGAGGUUCAAUCCAGACUCAUCCAUUGACUCACUGUGUGCGUGCGUGUGACCCUGAGCAAGUCACUUCACCUGCUUGUGCUCCGUCCUUCAGAUGACACGUAAAACAAACGGGGUCCUAUCGGAAGUGACUCUGCAGCAGCAGUUGUUAGUGAUGCAUAGCUCACCCCCAUAGUCUCUACGUCGCUUUGGAUAAAAAUGUCUGCUAAAUGACUAAUAAUAAUAAUAAUAGAGAGGGGUGGUCGGAAAUCUUACAAUCAGAAGAAUUGGAUCCACGAACACCCAGUCAGAUCGAAGACAGAAGCCAGCUCGGUGCCAUCGUGGUGUGGAAAGGGUUAAUUACCUUCGCUGUUCUCCAACCGGUUUGUUUGAACCCUUUCAUGUAUGGUGACCUCAUAUGGGGACGGAUUAAAAAAAAAGGUCUCUUCCAGUCUUAUCAACACAGUAUAAACAUUUCAUAUGCUUCAACUUACCUAGCUGUUCUUUACAAUAACUCCAGAACAUUUAGAAGUUAACCAUGUAUUUGUAUUGUAAUAUGGCUGGACUUGCACGAACUGGCUGAGCUUUGAACUGCGAAUUCCCCUAAUUCUCAGUAUGUAGGGCGGAGUUUCAAACGUUGAAACUUAAUUUAAAAAAAAAAAAAAAAACACCCUUCUAUCUCUCGUCCCCGAUUGCCUUAUGAAGAUUUUUAUUUCUGGAUUGUCUCGAGGGCAACAGGAUAUGACGGCAAAUCUCACAAAUGCACAGGAAUAGGUUAUACUGUAAUGCUAUUAAUAAGAUGAUUUACUCAUAACGAGAGAGAGAGAGAGGUAGGUUGGUUGAUUCUUGCGACGACUGGUACUGUACAACGAUCUGAACUUAUCUGUAGCACCUUACCGAAGAAUUUUGAACUAUUAAAUUAUUUCUCCUGGGUUUUUUGGUAAGUUUAGUAAAUGCUUGUAUACCGUUGACUGAUCUGCCUAUGUGCGUGUGUGUGUUUGUGUUUAUGGUGUUUCUGUUGAGUGUAAAAGUGAACUGUAAAUAAAAAUUCAGAGGCGUAUUUAAAAAAAAAAAAAAAAAAAAAAAAAAAGUCGAUUACGUUUUAAAUAUGUAACUGUAUUCACUUGUCGUCCACACUGUUCAUUGCAUUUCUAUUCAGGGCUGCCAUACAGCUUAUUGUCGGAGGCUUUGAUGUCUUUUUCAUUUCAAUUACUUGGAAGUGCUUUAUCAACUGGUUUUGAAAUAUUCUCUUGAAUCGUUUUAACUAACACAUGUCCCGUCCCGUUUAAAAAAGAGUUAUUUCAAAUUAGUUCAAUAAAUUACGCCCGGCGAUAAUGCGUGGUUCUGUAUGCGAUCAUUAGUAUAACAUUAUUAUUAUUAUUAUUAUUAUUAUUAUUAUUAUUAUUAUUAUUAUUAUUAUUAUUAUUAUUAUUAUUAACGCACCAAUGUUAGUUAUUCUGGUCCGUGUGAUACAAUGUAUUAUUACACGAGGUAAGGUAUCGAUCCAUGUAUUAUUAUUAUUAUUUUUUUUCUACAGCAUAGUGUAACGCUGCCUGUGUGCUAUUUUUACAGCUAGACUCCGUGGAGCUAUGCAAGUCAGAAAAUGAUUUGUAAGCACCGAAACUUGCAACUCUGUCAGAACCUGCUACCUGGUGCGUUGCUUGUGGGUGUUGUAUUAAUCUGGUGUUGCAACAGGUUCCACAUUUAUAACGGAUAGUUUGCACAGGGAGAAAUCCCAAAAGACAGUGCGCAAAAAGACAGUGCGCAAAAACGCAUGCCGGUAUGAGAACUUUUUAAAACCAUGCUAUAUGCCAAUAUGUUUGUUUUUUUUCUUCUUCUUAAUAUUAUGUUCAUGUUUUCAUUAAACAUUUAGUUUUUUAUUUGUAUUGUGAAAAACACAACUCCUAGGAGAAUGGGUCUAACAGGCUACAGUCGCCGAUCCAUUCCAAGGACAAAUCAUCGACCAUUUGAAUCGGUGUGCCGCUUUCAAACAUUCAAACCUAAAUAACAUCCGUCUACUUGGCUAUUUCUACCACGGUACCUGUUUCGAUUGAUUGAUUGCUUGAUUGAUUGAUUGAUUGAACAGUGGCUGUAACAAUCUUCUUACGUCUUUACCGAUCUCGUGUGUCUGCAGUGUGAACCCACUGCUGGGUUCGUCGGAUCAUGCCUGCCCACCCGAUGACGUCAGUGACCGGCUGCCUCGGAUCCCUGCUGUGCUGUGGGUCGAUUGUGCUGCUUCUCUUGUGUGAUGACGCAAUGGGGGCUGAAGCCAACUCGACUGCAGGUCAGCCCUGCUCUCACCCGCUCGUCCCGGAGCACGGAGGUUUCCGCUGCGCUCCGUCUCCCUGCCGCGGCUUCGCCCCGAAACGGGUCAUUGAGUAUUUCUGCGAGCCGGGGUACUCUCUGCACGGCGCCGCCAGGACUGCCCACUGUCGCCAUGGCAAGUGGAGCCCCACAGGUCCACCCUACUGCGCGCCCGACCUGGAGUCUAACCCGGGAUCGGGCGAUUCGGACACUACUGACCAGGAGUCCAGCCCUCUUCCCGCCGUUGCCACGACGGCCGUGGCAGUGUCCGUCUUCCUGCUGACCACCACGGCCUGCAUACUGGUCAAACCACGGGUGCGAGUCUGCCACUGUGACAGACGACUUUCAGACCAACUGGGCUUGAUGAUUGACAGCCCCCCGGUCCUCCUGCCCUCCUAUGAGGAGGCUGUGUACGGAAACCAGGGCAACCUAGCCCCGCCCACACGGGGACCCACCCAGCUCCUGUGCGUCGAGGGACGACUGGAUCCCGCCCACCAGCCGCCGGAUAGCUUGUUGGGCGGCUUAUCCAAUUGCUGCGUGGAAACCCUUCCCCCUCCUUACGAAGAGGUCCAAUCGCACAGCAGCCGGAAUGAGCAGAGGAGGGCGGAAUUCUCGCAGACGUUCCGGGUUUCCACGGCGAUCGGAAAGGAUGUUUAGAGUUUUAGAACGCAGUUUAUAGAAACACUUUUUUUUUCUGUGUUUCCACUUGCAACUGGGACCGAAUCAAAAGCGGUCUGAAACCAGACUGGUUUAUUUCUAACAGCAGCAGAACUGAGAUCAAACCCAGUUCAAUCUGGCAGAACGCGAUCUCUCCACCCUGAUUGGUGGAAAAGUUAGCGCAUUAGUGUCCAAUGAGGAGGUGGGUUUUAAAUCUCCUAUUUCUAUUUAUAAUACAUCGCUUUGCUGGACCGCGGCCCGAAGGAUUACUGUCUGUCAGGAAAUCGCUGGUUUCCUUGGGAGAAAUUGAGAGACGUUACACCCUGUAUGUCUGUCACACCUCAGGUGGAAAAGGACCCCUCAAAACUGAAGCCACGGUGCUUUCACUUGAGAACCCCUCUUUUUUUUGGUUUCUGUGGCUGGAGUUUAACAGGCCCUGGGGGCCACACCUGUGUACGUUUAAACAAACGAACCCCAGAAAUGUUUCCCCCGCAGUAUACCCUGCUUUGCCGUGUUUAAUAUGCUUCACCAUACCUCGCUUCUUUACAAUUCAAACCUGUGCUUUACCAUGCUGUCCCUUUAUGAGGGAUAUCGCUCAUGAAGACACUGGCUUGUGUGGCAGCCUGCAUUGUAAAACACAAAAUUCAAGUCCUUAAAGAAGGAUUACUACCUACACCACUGAUAUCCUUUUUCCUUUUUUUAAAAUGUGUAAAUAACAAUUAGAUAAUGCAAUAAAUGUAUAACAUUUUGUAUAUAUAUAUAUAUAUAUAUAUAUAUAUUCAUAUUAAAAUAUAUUUAAUAAUUGCAAGAGAACUCAUUUUGUAUAUAGUAAAAUAUUAUUUUUA